AUGUGCCGCCGCAGCCUCCCCAUCAGCACAAGCCUCACCGGAGCAAGCAGUCAAAGCACCGUCGACCGCUGCCUGGACACCGCCGAAAGCCUGCCGUGUCCACGUUCACACAAGCCGCCGUCCUCGUCCCCGCCGGCCGUCCUCGUCCCCACCGCUACGAUGGCCUCCGGUUCUCUCCCCUUCUCUCGACCACAGCAAUUGCCGCCCUCUGGGAAUUUGCCGCUCCAGGCAAACGCCUUGAAUAAUGGAGAGGACAAAGUUUUAUGGGCAAUUUCCUCAGUUAACUGCAGCGGAAGUGAGGCUGUCUUGGAAAACUGCAAUGUGAAAAAUGCUGGUGCAUGUGACACAAAUGAAAGAGCAGGUGUUAUUUGCCAAGUGUAUGAAUCUUGUGCAGCUUUGAAGAAUGUUGGUGUGCAGGAGUCUGGAAUCUAUAUGAUAGACCCGGAUGGUGUGGAUCAGGGAGAAAACCACUUCUAUGUAGAGUGUGAUAUGGAGUCUGACCACCUAACAGGAAUAACAAUUGUUGGACAUGAUGCAGAAAGUAAGGAGAGAGUUAUUCCUUGUAGAGAGCCUGGAUGUUACUCUAGAACCAUCACAUAUAAAAAGGCUUCUUUGGCCCAGCUAAGAACCUUGACUAGUUCUUCUGAGAGCUGUGAACAGUUUGUGAAACUGGACUGUCGGCACAUCAGAUUUUUGGAUGGACCAUGGGGGUGGUGGGUUUCCAGAGAUGGGGAAGCUAUUACAUCUUGGGGGGGUGCCCCAACAAACAGUGGAAAAUGUGCAUGUGGAGAAAAUGGUGAAUGUGCCUUGGAAAUGACAUCUUGCAACUGUGAUGCAAAUGACGAUGUGUGGAGGACAGAUGAAGGAGCCAUAACGGAUAAAUCAUCUUUGCCAAUCAAGGAAAUCAGAUUUGGAGGGACAGAUAUAACACGAUCAUUAGCAUUCUACCGUAUAGGCAAACUUCGCUGCUGGGGAACAAUUUCAGAACCUCCAGUCUUAGAGUCAUGUGCUGCUCUUAAAGAAGCUGGUAUCAAUGAGUCGGGGAGAUAUUCGAUUGACCCAGAUGGUGUUGACAAAGGGCUUCCUGAAUUUGGGGUCUACUGUGACAUGUCAUCACAGUCUGGCAUAACAGUUAUCGGCCACAACAGUGAAAGGCGUAUACCCGUGAGCCCAUGUGAGGAGCCCGGAUGCUACAAGAGAGAAGUGAUAUACUCAGCAGAUCUUGCUCAGCUAAAUGCCCUUACUAAAGUGUCACAAAGCUGUGAACAAUUUGUUAGGCUCGACUGUCGCCAUGUGCGCUUCAUUCAGUCUGGAUGGGGCUGGUGGGAUUCCUGGGAUGGAAAGAAGAUGAUUUACUGGGGUAGUGCUGAUUCUGCAGUCGGUGGUUGUGCAUGUGGAAAAACUGGUACUUGUGCAUUUCCUGAUAAGGUCUGCAACUGUGACAGCAAUGAUAACAUCUGGAGAACAGACGAUGGCUUCCUACGUGAUAAGACAGCUCUGCCAAUUAAGGCUGUGUAUUUUGGAGACACCAAUAACUUCCCCUUGGAAAUGGCUUAUCACAGUAUUGGAAAACUGAGAUGUAGAGGUACAGGUACGUAAAAGCUUGGGA
This is a messenger RNA of Nanorana parkeri, 1609 nucleotides long. RefSeq lists its product as uncharacterized. The coding region runs from base 1 to 1599 and encodes 532 amino acids. The record is from RefSeq and is a predicted model, not a curated record. Gene Ontology annotation, cellular component: membrane. Lineage: Eukaryota; Metazoa; Chordata; Amphibia; Anura; Dicroglossidae. The transcript has 10 exons.